Molecule: messenger RNA, 3839 nt
Organism: Phyllostomus hastatus (greater spear-nosed bat)
Lineage: Eukaryota; Metazoa; Chordata; Mammalia; Chiroptera; Phyllostomidae
Gene: RPRD1B
Product: regulation of nuclear pre-mRNA domain containing 1B
Exons: 7
Coding region: 419-1399 (326 amino acids)
Biological process (GO): mRNA 3'-end processing
Cellular component (GO): RNA polymerase II, holoenzyme
Molecular function (GO): RNA polymerase II C-terminal domain binding
Source: RefSeq, a predicted model, not a curated record
CUCACUGCGCCGGCGUGCGGGCGCGAGCGGUCAAAGCGCCUUCCGGAGGCCGCCAAACUGCGUGUCUUUCCCGGUCUGUGGCUGUCGAAGUGCCCUGAACGAGAUUCAAAGAGGCCUCCGCCGCCAUUGGAGGCGCGUUUCUACAGUUUUGAGGCCUCGCACUGUCCAGCUACUCCGGCCCUUGCCCUUUGACCCUGCUCUCGCAGCGGGGUGAGAGGUCGGUGGCCAUCUUGUGGCGGCGGCGCGGGCGGCUGUUACUGCGGAGACCCAUCCCCCUCCCCCCUUGUCCGCCUGGCUGUCUUGUCAGUCAGUGAAGAGUCCCGCAGGAGGUCCGGUGGGGCCCCGGCCUCGAGCCGUCGCUCUUCCCGCCGCAGUGGGCGGCCCAGGCCGCUCCCUGCCGGGCCUCACCGCCGCCACCAUGUCCUCCUUCUCGGAGUCGGCGCUGGAAAAGAAGCUAUCGGAGCUGAGCAACUCUCAGCAGAGCGUGCAGACCCUGUCCCUGUGGCUUAUCCACCACCGCAAGCACGCGGGACCCAUCGUCUCGGUGUGGCAUCGCGAGCUCCGCAAAGCCAAAUCAAAUAGAAAGCUUACUUUUCUGUACUUAGCAAAUGAUGUCAUCCAAAACAGUAAAAGGAAAGGACCUGAGUUCACUAGAGAAUUUGAAUCUGUCCUUGUGGAUGCUUUUUCUCAUGUUGCCAGAGAGGCAGAUGAAGGCUGUAAAAAACCUUUAGAAAGAUUGCUGAACAUCUGGCAAGAAAGAAGUGUGUAUGGCGGCGAGUUCAUACAGCAACUGAAGCUGUCUAUGGAGGACUCCAAGAGCCCUCCCCCCAAAGCCACAGAGGAGAAGAAAUCUCUGAAGCGAACUUUUCAGCAGAUACAAGAGGAGGAGGAUGAUGACUACCCUGGAAGCUACUCUCCCCAAGACCCUUCUGCAGGACCUCUCUUGACUGAGGAACUAAUCAAAGCUUUGCAAGACCUGGAAAAUGCUGCAUCAGGUGAUGCUACUGUCCGCCAGAAAAUUGCUUCUUUGCCCCAGGAAGUACAAGAUGUUUCUCUGUUGGAAAAAAUAACAGACAAAGAGGCAGCUGAACGUCUUUCAAAAACAGUAGAUGAAGCAUGUCUGUUACUAGCAGAAUAUAACGGGCGCCUGGCGGCAGAACUGGAAGACCGGCGCCAGCUGGCUCGGAUGUUGGUGGAGUAUACCCAGAACCAGAAAGAUGUUUUGUCAGAAAAGGAGAAAAAACUAGAAGAAUACAAACAGAAGCUCGCUCGGGUGACCCAGGUUCGCAAGGAACUGAAGUCCCACAUUCAGAGCUUGCCAGACCUCUCUUUGCUGCCCAACGUCACAGGGGGCUUGGCUCCCCUGCCCUCUGCUGGUGACCUGUUUUCUACCGACUAGGGCAGGUGUCAUGCCCCAGAUUCCCAUCUCUACCAGCAGAAAGAGGAGGGCAAGUCAUGGUUGGAAAUGACCUUGUAGCCCCUGGUUCUGUCCCUCCUUCCACUCGGUUCCCAGCCUCCCAGCCUCCCAGCCUCAAGAAAGAACCACAGACUCUGAUCUCCUCUCCAGCCUCUCCUGUUGAGCACAAUUCAGAACAGGGGCAAGUGGAAUCCAGUUUAGAUUGGUAUUUGGAAAGAAUAUAAACUCGUCCACCUUGUGUUUUUAUGCCCCUGUUGGUUUUCCAUUCUUAACCCUCUUUUUAUACCCAAGAAGUUAGGAAAAUCAUGUGUACUUUUGGAAGCUUUCAGAAGAACCUUGUCCCUGAUGAUAAUAUUGUGUCACGAAAGCAGCUUCUGUCUGAGCUAGGCUCGUUCAAGUUCAGUACAGGCUUCCACUGAGGGGCUCACUCUGGAGUCACUGGCUUUCCCUGACUCCUCUAACCCUAGAGGUAGGCACAGCUGUAGAGCAGGUUUGCCAUAAGGAAGGAGUUUGCCAAAUCUCCAAUUCUAUUUUCCCAUUACUUCUAGUGACAUGUAGUCAGGGGUUCGGUGCAUUUGUUUUGGAAGCAGACGAGAGAAUCUAGCAAGAAGAUCCGAAGAUGAUCUGGGACAUAAAAUCACAGUUCAGAGACAGAGUAACAGCAAUUACAAGUAUGAGUUAAAAAGUAAUUUGCUUCAAGUUCCUACAAACAACCUUCCCAGGCUGCCCUUACCAAGAGUCCACCCAGUACCGUAGAGCAUGUCCCUAAAAACACGGUCUUUGACCACAGUUGGUUGAGUGGGUGCUUUGUAGAAAUGGCAGGGGUGGGCCCCAAAAGCCAAAGGCAUACUGAGAGUCGGCUCUGUGUGGGCAUUGCUUUGACCCUUUCUUUUGGGGAGUAGGGCACACAGUAACAUUUAACUCACUGGGGGGAGCAUAUGUCCUCAGGAUGGUGACGAAACUUGAAUAUCUCCUUCGCAAACAUGACACUGCGCGCAUUCACCGGUCCGUCAGUGCGCACUGCUGCACGUGUCCCUGGGUCCAGGCGAGCUCUGCACCAGGCGUUACUGAACAGCUCAUCUCGGGCAGGGGACGUCGGGGAUAUGAAUUUGGGGUUUUAAUUAUUUUAUCAUGCCAGCUGACAUUACUACAUAAUGUAGUUGGGAUUUUUACCUUGUUUUUAGUCAAGGUUAGGCCUGCCAACUCUUAAAUCAUUCUGAUUUGGCAGGCUUAUUUUGACAUUGGAAAAGGGCCAACAACUUGCCCCCAUAGUAUAAUAAGAAUUAUAGCCCAGAGGCUGAAGUCCCAAAGCUAUAAAAAGGGAUCCCUUUGGGAGGGGGCUUCAAAAUCUCUAUUAUGUUGAGGAUUACCAAAAAGCCAAUUGCAUGUGAUUUUACAUGUUAAACAUGUUAAAAUACAACCUAUGUUUUAAAAAGUAUAGCAGGCUUCCCGUGAAGGAAUCCUGCCUGCCAUGAAGUGAGAACAGCGGAAAGUCACGGCAGGUAUUCGGUGUAACUGCAGGACCCAGUAGCAUGUAAGCUGUUGCUCAGAUUUGAGUACGGACCGUGUGUUCUUAUCGACACUGCCUGCUCUCCUGUCCUUAGUAAAUUAAUGAGUCUGUAUCUGGAGUUUUUCUCUCAGAGGCCAUAGGGCAGGGGGUGACUUGACUGAAAUCGCAGGAUGGACUCCAGCCUUGGCUGUUUCUGCACACGCGCCCCUCCCGUGUGCUGUGCUGCUUUAGUCCUGCUCAGGAGCGGGUUUCUCACAGACCCCGGACAUCCUCUGGGCUUCGCCAAGGACGCAGAAUCUUACUAGCCACAGAAGAACCCCCGAAAGGGUUUACAUAGUAGAUACUUGCUCUGGUCAACCUGACGAAAUGUUCUAACUGAAUGGAUCUUCCCCACUGUGAUGUUUUAUCUGAUUGAGUCUGACCAGCAAUUGGUGUGUAAUUAUUACAGCAAGAGCAAGAGAUGAAACUAGCAAUUAUGUAAAUGAAUGUGUUGGCCUCUUCACACAUGUUACUAGUGGACUUCCUGUGAGGAAGUUAGGGUUUUUUUGUUUUGUUUUUUUAAUGAAAUGCUUUUGGUUUUUAAAACUUAAUUCCCUCAUAUCCUCCCCAAGUGUGCUUACUUCAUUUGUUUAAUUUAAGGAUCUGGCGGGGUGGGGCGGGUGCUUUUGUUUUGUGUUCUUUUCUUCUUUACUUAGGGCGUCCAUAGACCUCAGAGGACUUCUCCUUUAGGUCAUGUUCCUCAGAAAGUCUUCAUCCUUCCCCCUUUUUCUUAAAGAAUAUUUUUAAAGCUUAAAUUUGUAUAUUAAUUUAGGACUUUAUUUAGAAGUAUAGGCUGUCUUUGAUGGCAGCAGUAUAUUCUGAAAUGUCUCAUAGAUAUAUAUUUUUGAAUAAAGAUGGUGUUGUUGAACGACA